AUGAAAAAGGACAGAUUACCGGCUAAUACACUCAGUUUGGCUCUAACAACCAGUAAUCCUUAUAAGAGCCGGUUAUCCCAGCUCAUUAACCUUAUCACCCUCCAUAAACACCCCGUCAUCAACUCCUCUGUAAAAAACCCCUUCUUACCCUCCAUCAAAGCCAAACGUUACCUGAGAAGAAUCAAAGUGAUAAUGGAGACAGUAUAUGACUUCGAUACCUUUGACGUGGAAUUGGAUGAGUUUUUCAAACACAAAGAAAGAAGUCAAUGCAAAGAUGAGUUCCUAAAUACUCUCACAGACGAAUCGCUUGACGAAUGCACCAUACUUGAGAUAAACCUAAAUGAUUUUGAAGGAAUGUCGGAAGAUGAAGCACCGCAGGAAAAGCAGAGUGAUAGUGAGGGUGACGAUGAAGACAAAUUUCAGUUUCAAUACUCAACCCAUGAACCGAAGGUGAAAUGGAAUAAUAUGAAGCCAGUUCUUGGAGAGAGGUAUGAAUCACCACACCAACUAAAGCUUUGUUUGACAAAUUACUCUAUAAGUAGGGGUUAUCCAAUUAGGUUCAAGAAAUGUGAUAGUGUAAGGCUCGUGGCUGUAUGUGCAAGUGACCCUGAGAAAUUUCAAUGUCCCUUUCCUGUAAGGGCCUCAUGGAUGAGCACUGAAAGAACAUUCCAAAUCAAAAAAAUGGUUGACCAACAUACCUGUGUUAGGAAUUUCCGUAGUGCUAAUCUUAUGGAUCCCACAUGGAUAGCUAGGCAGUUUCAGAAGGAGAUGAUUAGGAAACCAAAUCUGAAAUGUAAGGAAAUGCAAGCUAUUAUUCAAAGCAGGUUCCAUUGCAAGGUUUCAUGGUCAAAAUGUUAUAGAGCAAAGUGUAGGGCAAUUUCUUUAAUAGAUGGAAAGUUGGCUGAUCACUAUGCAGAAGUUCGGGAUUAUGGACAUGAAUUGAUGAGGUCUAAUCCAGGGAGUACAGUUCAAAUAUCUGUCACUGUAAACCCUGAUAACACUACUACUUUCCAUAGAAUGUAUACAUGUUUUAAGGCUAUCAAAGAAGGAUGGAAAGUUAGUUGUCGAAGAGUUAUAGGGCUUGGUGGGAGUUUUUUGAAAGGACAAUGUAGAGGUGAGCUGCUAACUGCCAUAGGGAGGGAUGCAAAUAACCAUGUGUAUCCCAUUGCUUGGGCAGUAGUUGAAAUUGAGAACAAGCCCAACUGGCAAUGGUUCUUGGAACUAUUACAUGAUGACCUGGAAUUACAAGGAGGCUUGGAUUUGUGUGUUAUUUCUAAUCAACACAAGGGUCUUUUGGAAGCUGUAAAGGUUGUAUUGCCACGUGUGGAGCACAGACAAUGUGCAAGACAUGUGUAUGCAAAUUUCAGAAAGGUCUUUAGUGGUAUAGAGUUCAAGAAUAUGUUUUGGACAGUUGCCAAGUCAACUGUUGAAGGAGACUUCAAAUUGAAUAUGGAGAAGAUCAAAGAAGUCAAUCCUGCUGCUUAUGAUCAUUUGAUGGCAAGGGAGCCUAAAUCUUGGUGCAGGGCAUUUUUUAAAGGUGGAAUGGCAUGUGAGGCUGUUGAAAAUGGAAUGGCAGAGUGUUUUAAUGCAAUCAUACUUGAUGCCAGAAAGAAGCCUUUGUUGGCCAUGCCUGAGGAGAUUAGACUGUAUAUGAUGGAAAGGUUAUUUAACUUGAAGCAAGAAGCACGUAAAUGGGUGAAUAAUGUGUGUCCAGGAGCUAUUAAGAAAAUGGAUGAGUUUGCUUUUGAUAUCAAGACUUGGUAUGUUCAUCCUAGUGGUUUGAAUGCUUUUGAAGUGAGAAAUGGCUUCCACUCAUAUGGAGUGAACUUAGAGGGGAUGUACUGUACAUGCAGACUUUGGGAGUUAUCUGGGAUCCCCUGUGUCCAUGCACAAGCAACCAUAAUUUACACACAACAGGAUCCAGCUAGAUUCAUCAGCACAUGGUUUGGUAAGGAUAAGUUCUUAAGUGCUUAUGAGUCUAACAUCCUUCCUGUUAAUGGCAGUAAUAUGUGGGAACCAACACCUUACACCAAACCACUACCACCUAUUGAAAGAAGGAUUCCAGGAAGGCCUUGUAUGAAAAGGAAAAGGCAUGUGUCUAAGCAUCUAGAUAGACUUGGGAGAGGUGGUGGAAAAGGUGGUAGAAGAGGUGGAAGAGGUGGUGGAAGAGGUGGUAGAAGAUGGGGUAGAAGUGGUGGAAGAGGGUCUACUAGUGUUUGUGAAGAAGGUGAAAGUUCUGGGAAAAAAGAACCUGGGAUUGAGACUCAAUUUUUCACCCAAACAACACCUAAUGUUGAGAGUCAAUUUGUCACCCAAACAGCACCUACUGUUGACAGUGAACAUGUAUCAGAAACACAGGAAGCUGAUGUUAACAUUGAUGAUGAAGGUGAUGGUAUUGAUAUGUCUGACCUAGAUCAAAUACUGAGUGAUUUGAGUUACCUUAGAGAGUCAAAAUACAGUGAAGCAGAGAUUCUUAUGUGUCUUAAUAUCACCCAAUCACAACUGAAAGGAUUUGAUGCUUUGAUUCACCAAUCCAAACAAGUUGCAAAGGAAACACAUGAGGACAAUGGUGAAGAUGUACCAGAAACACAGGAGGACAAUGGUGAAGAUGAAGCUGAAGAAUCACAGGAGGACAAUGAUGAAGAUGGAGCUGAAGAAUCACAGGAGGAGGGUGUUGAUGAUACUCAAGUUAGGGUUAGAACUCAAGUCAGGGUUAGAACAAGAAAAACUUCUGAAAGGAUCACUAAAAACAUGUUGAAGAAAACUGUGAUUGACAAGAAAGGAAAAGGAAUGGCUCCAGAAAAACCACUUAAUUUGGAUUAG
Messenger RNA from Lactuca saligna, 2823 nucleotides. Lineage: Eukaryota; Viridiplantae; Streptophyta; Magnoliopsida; Asterales; Asteraceae. The record is from the annotation of a GenBank genome assembly.